Molecule: messenger RNA, 1218 nt
Organism: Postia placenta MAD-698-R-SB12
Lineage: Eukaryota; Fungi; Basidiomycota; Agaricomycetes; Polyporales; Adustoporiaceae
Exons: 12
Coding region: 1-1218 (405 amino acids)
Source: RefSeq, a predicted model, not a curated record
AUGUAUCUAAAUGCUGGUCGACGAGUCGUCUGGUACACGGAGGCCCGCUGCAACGACAACGCAGGGGUAGCUGAUUGGGCCGAGGCGUCCUCCGGGCUGUUCAUUAUCUCAAGCAUGCCACAUAUGAUUCAUCAUCCGCCAUGUCCAUCCCGGUGUAUCGUAAACAUGAAGCCGGCAGCUCGCUCCCUUGCUGAGAAGGACCGGUGCCUUGUCAUGAACCUCCAGAAUUCGGCAUGUGACGUCGGUGUCGGGAGUCUCGCAGCUACCUCCGACUCGGAGACGGAACGGACUCUUCCCGUGCCUGUCUCUAGAACAUGGCACACGGACGUAGGUACCAUGAUCUUGACAUUGGAUCUCAUUCGAACCAAUGCCUUCUGCAACAUGCGAGUGGCAUGCACGAAGGCAUGCGGUAGAAACAUAUCCGAGACCUACUCGAUAGUGCCAGGAUACCUCAUGACCCCUUGGGAGUAUUCUUUGGAGAACUCUGACGCACCCGCACUUAAAUUGCUGUUCAAAUAUCUCGAAACCGCUGCCCGGCUCUUUGCAGAGUCAACCUGGCUGCAGGGCGCUCUCCUCAGCAACAUUGUGUAUGGCGUCGAACUAGCCCUGUUUGGAAUAUGUUUCAAGCUGCUUGUGCAGCACACGAACCGCCAGAAUUACAGGAGACAGCUUUUCUUCCUGUCGUUCGUCACUCUCGUAUUCAUACUCGGCACGGUGUUUGUGUACAAGACUCCCCUGGUGGCCCAGCGAUGUUUGGGGAUAAGAUGCUGGAUCCCAGUCGACGAGCUCGGUGAGGUGUCAUGGGUCGUUGGCAACUGGCUGAUGGACAUGCUCAUGGUAUGGCGUUGCAUUGUGAUAUUCUCCAAUAUUCACGGCGUCUCAUUCUGGCCUGCUAUGGUCCUCCCGUGCCUCUUGUUUCGCGCUUCCUUUAGCUUCGGUGUACUCUUCCUCGUGAAGACGUCGCACACAUCGCCAUAUGGAGCCGUAGGCUUUAGCGUGGCCUACAUUGCCACAUCUCUCAGGCUCAACAUUAUCAUAACCGUGUUCAUAGCGGCACGCCUGCUCUAUUACCGGCAUCACUUCGGUUUUCGCGGCAUUGUACUCGGUAUUUUCAAUCCUGUACAUUGUGCCGCUACCGCUACAAUACCCGCUGGCGUCUGCGUUUUCCAGGCGAUGGGGCAAGUGCAAGCGCGGCGAUUUCUGACGCAGCUUGAGUAG